Penaeus vannamei (Pacific white shrimp) is the source of this 700-nucleotide messenger RNA. The record is from RefSeq and is a predicted model, not a curated record. NCBI's taxonomy places the organism in Eukaryota, Metazoa, Arthropoda, Malacostraca, Decapoda, Penaeidae.
UCCUGGGAAACGCAGGGUGGCGCCGGGCGUGACGCAGGCGAGGCGACCACCAGCGCCUUCCCAAGCACUGGUCUUUAUAACUCACUCAAGCACGACCUUCAUCCCACUCGGCAUUGCACAGGUCUUGUCGACACUUCACGCAAGACCGUUAUUUUCACCAUGAAGUUCCUAGCGCCGGUUAUCCUCACCGCGUUGAUCUCUGUCGCCAGUGUUCGUUCGAAUGACUGUCCUUACCCCUACGAGCCCUUGGACGAUACGCGGUGCAUUUUCUUGGACGCUUAUGUCACCUACACUUGGCAAGACACGGUUGACCUGUGCAAGACCCACAGCGGAGAGAUCCUGAUGAUCGAGGACUGAACCUUCGCCCUCGUGUCUACGACUACAUCAAGAAGCAAGGAUGUCACACAAGGCAAGCACUUCUGGUUAGGAGCAACAGAUGAAGUAGAAGAAGGCACUUGGAAAUUUGUAAACAACAGGGCAGUUCCACAGGGUGUACCUUUCUGGGGUAAAGGCGAGCCUAAUAGUGGGAAUACGCACAACUGCGCCAUUAUGCAUGCUAGUUAUAACCAUUAUUGGUAUGAUAUCCAGUGUGAAAACAAGUAUAACCCCAUUUGCCUCAAGAAAUAUUAAAUAGUACUGUACAUCGGCGAGGUAGCAUUCUGAUGAAAGACAGAACUUGGAAAUGAAGAUAGAGCAAAUA